Messenger RNA from Brassica rapa (field mustard), 812 nucleotides. Its product is annotated as CASP-like protein 4B1. The record is from RefSeq and is a predicted model, not a curated record. NCBI's taxonomy places the organism in Eukaryota, Viridiplantae, Streptophyta, Magnoliopsida, Brassicales, Brassicaceae.
UCCUCCCCGAUUCUUCACACAUAACCGAUUCCAAUCAAUCACAGCUUCGAGAUCAAACCGGCAUGUCGACGAAUCCCGAUAACCAGAAACCGGUCGAACCUUCCGACGUCGAGGCUGCUGCGCCAACGACGUUUUCCGCGAUUACUCAGAGAUGGAAAAGAGAGGACACGAUAAAGAAAGCAUCUCCGAUCACGAGAGGACUAGCUCUUAUCUUCUCCAUCCUCGCCUUCGUAAUCAUGGUCUCUAACAAACACGGACCCGGUCGAAACUUCGACGAGUACGAAGAGUACAGAUACGUGGUGGCCAUCGCGAUUCUCGCAACGUUAUACACUGCGUGGCAAACGUUUGUACAUCUCUCGAAAAGAGACUUCUUUGAUCGCCGGACAUCAAUAUUUGUCGAUUUCUCCGGCGACCAGAUUGUAGCGUAUCUUCUCAUAUCAGCUGCGUCCUCUGCGAUUCCGUUAACUAAUAGGUUCAGAGAAGGUCAAGAUAACAUUUUCACUGAUUCUGCUGCUUCAGCUAUCACCAUGGCUGUACUCGCCUUUGUGUCUUUAGCUCUCUCUGCUCUCUUCUCUGGUUACAAACUCUCUACUACUCAUUCUUUUGUCUGAAUUUGCUUAAGCCUCUCCCUUUGCUUCAGUCCUUUGUUUAUAUGGUGUUGGUCUCUGUGAUAAGUGUAAAUGUCAUUCUUUUAUGUGAGUGAGCGUCUCUGUGACUCUCUGUAUGUGUUUUGGUAAAAUUGUAUUCAAAUCAAUGGAAUGAACUUGUUAUAAGAUUGUAAAUUCAUGUAAAAAGUGAUUGGUUUUAUUCCA